CCUUUUAUAAUUAUUAGUUCUUGUUGAAUCCAAUCAUGAUUCCAAUUUAACAUUAUUUUGUGUGACCGGGCCUAAAUACCACAAGAACCAAUCAGAGAAGCCUUCUUUUCAAAGAAGCAACUGCGUCAUGAAUCGCCAAUCAAAAGAUUUUUCAUAGCCUUUGUAAUCUCACGUCUAAAUUAGAUUCUUAUGUAAUUUUUAACAGAAAAUAACAAAACAUCAGCUGAUUCAGCAGAGUAGUGCUUGUCAAAAUUAUCGUGAAAACCUUUUUUUUAGAUUAUUAUGAAGAAGAAUUUUAUCAUUUAUCUACAAUUUAUGCAAAACCUGGAAACUAUCAGCAGUUAUUCGGUUAACCGAGUAGAGUUCUAUUUGUUUUCAAUGUGAAAGUGUUUGUAAAUAUUUAGUGAAUUUGUACCAGCAAAGCUGUCUUUGCAAUCGUCUUCAAUGUCAUCGGGCUCAUACGAUGGAGCGCGUAAGUCGGGGACAAUACAUAGCCUCACUGAGUUUCUCGCCAAAGAAAAGACUGAAUUUGACGCUAAGUUUAAACGCAGAGUUGAGUACAAUAUCUCGCGCAAAGAUUUCGAUUUCCUAGUAGUUUUGGGUAGUGGCUCUUUCGGGAAAGUGUACAUGGUAAAGAAGAGAGUCACCGGGUCUCACUAUGCUGUCAAGGUUAUGUCCAAGAGAAUGAUAGUAAAGAAAAAACAACUGGAACACACACAUAAUGAGAAGUGUGUACUUGAGAUACUCAACUGUCCCUUCACUGUGCAUCUGGUUUACUUCUUCCAGGAUAACAGUCACGUGUACUUUGUUAUGCCACUCAUUCUGGGAGGUGAACUCUUCAUGUACCUGAGGAAAAGCCGGAAAUUUCCAGAGACUCAAGCGAGAUUCUAUGCGGCUCAAGUUAUUUUAGGCAUAGAAUACCUCCACAACCUUGAUCUCAUCUACAGAGAUCUCAAACCAGAGAAUAUAAUGAUUGAUCAAAACGGAUACCUAAAAAUAACAGAUUUCGGAUUUUGUAAACUUGUCAAAACCAGAACGUAUACUCUCUGUGGAACUCCAGAUUAUUUGGCACCUGAAAUUAUUUUGAGCAAAGGAUAUGGAAAGAGUGUGGAUUAUUGGUCGUUUGGGAUAUUGAUCUAUGAAAUGUGUGCUGGAUAUCCACCAUUCUAUUCUAAGGAUCAAAUGAAGCUAUAUGAAAGAAUCGUUGCUGGAAGAUUCAAGUAUGCCUCGUCAUUUACAAAUGAGUUAUGCGACCUGCUCAGUCACAUUUUGCAAACCGAUGUUUCAAAGCGCUAUGGCAUACUGAAGAACGGGGUCAAUGACAUCAAGAACCAUCAAUGGUUCAGGCCUGUCGAGUGGUUGGGUAUACUCAAUCACAGGGUGGUAGCCCCUUAUACGCCUGACAUCACAAAUCCUGCUGACACAAGCAAUUUCUACAAAACCACCACAGACUUUGAUCUACGAGUAUCAAACCAGGAUACGUAUGCGAGGGAGUUUGCCAAUUUCUAGUUGUCAUUAGAGAUCAUAAACGAAAUUCAAAGAGAAAAUUUCAAGAAGAGAUAAAAAUUUAUUUAAUAUUACUGUCGUCGUCUUGUUUUGUCGGAAUUGUGAUAUUAUUGUCAUAUUUAUUGAUUAAAAGCUGAAGAUAUUCAGUACCGUAUGCAACACUUUUUUCUUCAUUAAAAAUAUCUAUCU
Molecule: messenger RNA, 1695 nt
Organism: Nilaparvata lugens (brown planthopper)
Lineage: Eukaryota; Metazoa; Arthropoda; Insecta; Hemiptera; Delphacidae
Product: cAMP-dependent protein kinase catalytic subunit alpha-like
Exons: 2
Coding region: 445-1509 (354 amino acids)
Biological process (GO): peptidyl-serine phosphorylation
Cellular component (GO): cAMP-dependent protein kinase complex; nucleus
Molecular function (GO): cAMP-dependent protein kinase activity; ATP binding
Source: RefSeq, a predicted model, not a curated record